AUGGAGGCCCUGGGCUUCCUCCUGCUGCGGCUCCCGCGCGGCGCGUCCAACGGGCCCCUCCAUGUGGGCGCGCCCCUGCGGCUGGAUCGACUCGAGGGUCCAUCCACAGGGCGAUGGGCGCUGCGAGGAGACGGGUGCCUGGUGCUCGAAGGGGACACAGAGAAAAGAAGUCUGCUGCAGGCCAUGGGCACACUGCAUGACACACACUUGGUGGCUGUGAAUGCCAGCAUUGUGGAGCUCACAGCUGAGGACUUGGUGUGCAAGGCAGUGCUCUCUGUGAGUCAAAGCUUGUGGGCUGGCAAGUUCACCUGGUUGAAGACUACAUCAGGUGCAUUUGUCUUCAGCAGCAUGCAUGCCUGGGAUGAAGCAGAAGAUGCUAUUGGUGCCACACCUCCAGGCGCACAUGAUGGGCACCAGGAGUUUACGCUAACUGCUUGCCUGAGCGAAUUGCCAACGUGCUGGGAGACAGGAAAGAACCGAGGAAACUCUGCAUCCAGUUCAUGGCUCGAGAGUGUUCCAGAACCUGUUCUGCAGAGGAUCACAACCCUGCUGGAUCCCCAUUCGCUGAGGGCACUAAGCAGCACUUCGCAGUACUUGCGGUUCAUUGCCGGGGAGGCGGUGCCACAGCUCAUGACGACCUUGUGUCCCCACCAGAGAGCAGCUGUGAGGUGGAUGGUUGCAAGGGAACGUGCUAGCGGCGAAGUGCCCCAUCCAUACAUCCGGGCACUCAAGACCAAGAGUGGACGUCCCUUCCAUGUGAACACGGUCACAGGGGAGUUCAUGCUGAAGGCGCCACCUGCUGUUAUGGAUUUCAGAGGCGGCAUGCUUUGUGAUGAACCGGGUCUGGGCAAAACAGUGACUGUUCUCUCCACAAUUGUGCGCACAAAAGGCACCCUCCCUGAGGCCCCUGCAGGUGCACAGGUGGUUCAUUUCAAGGAUGCGCAGAAUCAACAGGUGGGGUACUACAUGGUGGACCAAGAGGAGCUCCUCAUGGGGAGUGACGAUCCACAGGAGACGAAGCACAUCUCCUCUCGCAGAUCACUGCGCCUCAGGCCUUCCCUGAAUGGGAGCAAGGAAGCUGAGGCGACCCUCGUGAGCCUUGAGUCGCCAUGCACUAGGUCUUCGGUGCCACUGCCAGCUGCUGAGUCUGCAGUGUCCACACCCGGCAGUGCAGUUGUUCAGAGAAGUUUGAGCAGCCCUGGCAGCGUGGAGCGAUCGGGUGAAGACAGUACUGCAAUAUCAACGACAAGACGCAGAUUGUCUUGGAAUCAAUCCAGGCGUCGUGAUAGAUUACCAGGAGCACAACAAUCAGGGAGGAAGAGGGGAAGGGGGAAGGAAAUGGCAUCCACCACUUUGCCAUCUGAGAAAAAGGCGAAAAAGGACACUGGGCCACGGGUGCAAUGUGCUGCAUGCAGGCAGUGGCGAGUACUGCCAAUUGAACACAAGGUGGACAACGAUGUCAAAUGGUUAUGUGGAAUGCACCCUGUGGAGGAGUUAAGGUAUUGCCUAAUCCCCAGCGGUAUUGAUGAGGCCUCACAGGUGAUGGCAAAUGUGGACAAUUGGGUGCAAUGCGAGGGCUGUGCCAAGUGGAGAAUGCUGCCUGCAGGUCAUGAGAUCGAUGGCGAGUCUCCUUGGUUUUGUCGAAUGCACCCAGAUCCAUCGCUCAGAUCGUGCCGAGUUGCAGAAACAAAGGGUGCUAAAGGGCUGUUUUCCAGUGCCUCGGGCUUUGUGAGCGCAGGUGCCACUGGUGGCAAGGGGGAGAAUGUCUGUCACUUCAGGGAUGUCUUUGGCCCAUACCAUCACUGCAUGGGUCAUGCAGAUUAUGCCAUCUACUGGCUGGCAGACCUGGAUCCUGACAAACUAGUGGAUGGCAUUCGCAUUCCAAAUGCUUAUCGUUUUCCUGAGGGGUAUGAGGAUCUCUUCAAGGAAUUGGGCCUGCGGACCUUCCCUACCCCAAAGGGGAGGCCUUCCUACGUGUGGAAGCAGCUAGACACCCAUCGUUUCCUGCGCCUUGACACUGCAGCCAUCCGAACAGUGCUGUCAAGUUGGCAGAAGCCCAAGCAGUUGCUGGCACGUGUGUACCUCUCCCCAGCCACCCUUGUAGUCGUACCGCCCACCCUUGUGGACCAGUGGAAGCAGCAGGUGGUGCACCAUUUCAAUGGCAACCUGCUGCGUGUGCUGAUGCUCACGGGCAGCUCAAAGCAGCCACACAUCCACGAUCUUGCCUGGGGGGCAGAUGUCAUUCUCGCAACGUUUGGCUAUUUAAGCAUGGAGUGGAACAGGCGGACGAAAUUGAGGGGGAAUAGUCCAUUACUCCAGAUUCAUUGGCUCCGUGUGGUUGUCGAUGAGGGCCACUUGCUGGGAAACACCAUGGCAUUCACAAGCAGAUCACAGAUGGCUCGAAUGCUUCGGGCAGAGCGUCGUUGGGUGGUUACAGGGACUCCAACGCCACAGCACAGUCCGACAUCCCAUGUGGGGCACCUGCAGCCCCUAUUGGCAUUCCUGCGCCAACAGCCCUUCGGUUUGAACAGAAAGGCUUUCGAUGAGGCCAUCCACAGGCCAUUUGAUGCUGGCGAUGUAGUUGGUCGACAACGACUGAUGGCCGUCCUUCGCCAUUGCAUGCUCCGCGCUAGCAAGGAGCAGCUGCGCACACUCCCCACAGCUGUCAAAAAGACCUCCUUCCUGCAGUUUGCAAAGGAGCAUGCGCAGGGCUACAAUGACCUAGUGGAGGUGAUCAAACGAAACCUGUUGCUGGCUGAUUGGGGCGAGGAAGACCACAUUGAGAGCCUAUUGAGCCCGCAGAACAGCAAGUGGAAUAGGCAAAUGCUGAAGAACCUUCGUCUCAGCUGUGUUGUUGCUGGAAAUUGCAACCUGCAGGUGAAUGAAGCUGACCUGAAGGAAACACUGGAACUGCUGGCAGAACGCCAUGGGAUGCCUCAAGGAGACUUCUUUGACAGCCCACCCUGGGUGCCCUUUGGACACCCCCUGUCGCGAAUCGAGGUUGCACUCCGCCAGGGCAGCAGCUGUGACAAGUGUGGGACAAGGGCCCGUCUUCCAUUUGUGACGCCAUGUGCCCACGUGCUGUGCCUGGAUUGUGUCUCACAGAGCAGGGAGUGCUGCCCGGCCCCAUCCUGUGGAACGUCAUACAGGAUGCAGGGCACAGCCGACAAAGGGCGCCGCGCCCUGAACCCUAACCCCAAGCUGCCUGUGCCCAUCGAGGUGAUAGAGUGGCAGCCUUCAUAUACACAGAAGGGUGCUGUGGGGCUUGGCGGUGGCGAGUGGAGCCCAACCUGGGAGGAAACUGUGUCGUCCAAAUGUGACCAUCUGCUGCAGCGCCUCCGGGAGAUCGGGAUAGCAAAGGCAGUGUGCGAUGAGUCGAAUGAAGAUGGCUUGAGUGGCGAUAAGGAACAUCCAGGCAGUGGAGGCCCUGGGGAGAAGAAGUUGGCUGAGGGAAAUGUGGCUGUGGAGAACACGAAGGCGAUCGUGUACACCAUGUUCUGGCACCACAUGAACGUGAUCGAGCGGCACCUGCAGACCAAUGGCACACACUGCUGCACCCUGAGGAGUAACAUGAUGACAAGUGAAAAAGACAUCGAGGUGCACAAGUUCAAGACAGACCCCUUAAUGCGGGUGCUGUUGAUGGACGUGACGGGGGCUGUUGGGCUGGACUUGAGCAUUGCAUCACACGUGUUUUUGAUGGAGCCUCUGGCGGACCGCAGUCUAGAGUCCCAGAUAGUGUCACGUGCUAACCGCAUGGGUGCGAGCAGUACAACCUAUGUGGAGACGUUCGUAAUGCAAGGGUCUGCUGAGGAACUGCUGCUCGAGUUCUACCAACAGUCGGGCGAGUCACAAGCGGGUGGUGAGUCCGGAAGGAGACGGCGAGUUGAAGGGGGAAAGACCGGGAUGGGCAAUUACGUUAUGAAGAAAUUGAAACGAGUAGAAGUGUGA
Ostreobium quekettii is the source of this 3948-nucleotide messenger RNA. Lineage: Eukaryota; Viridiplantae; Chlorophyta; Ulvophyceae; Bryopsidales; Ostreobiaceae. The record is from the annotation of a GenBank genome assembly.